This is a messenger RNA of Ordospora colligata OC4, 2958 nucleotides long. Its product is annotated as DNA helicase. NCBI's taxonomy places the organism in Eukaryota, Fungi, Microsporidia, Ordosporidae. Gene Ontology annotation, molecular function: ATP binding. The transcript has a single exon. The record is from RefSeq and is a predicted model, not a curated record. Bases 1 to 2958 code for a protein of 985 amino acids.
AUGAGGAAAGAACCUUCAGUAGGAUGGAAAGAUACUAGGCGAAGCAGUAAGAAAGGUGCAGCACUCAACAUGAUCGACAGACAGAAUGUUUCGAACAUAGAGUUCUGGAACACAGAGAGUAGAAAUCCUUUGCAUUCUGAAAACAGCAGCGGAGGAUCUGACAUAGAUAUGUUUUUUACAUCCACUGAGCACGUUGAUGCUGCUAGUCAAGUAGAUCCGCAGGUAUAUUCCAAAUUUGUGGUGAAAAAAAUUGAAAGAAGCGAUUCUUCUGUUGUACUGAUUGGAGACACAAUUGAGUGCCAUGUAUCUGGAGAAUGGUGCGAUAUUGAUUACAGAGUCAACAUGAAGAUUACUGUUGUGAGGUGUAUGUGUUGUGAUCAUCAAGAAGAUGCGUCUAGCAUUGACUUUGUUGACGAGAUUUUUGACUCAGACAGAGAUGACGAAUACUCUUUAAAUAGGAGUUCUAAUGAAAGUGGCAAGGCUUAUAUAGAUACAAGCAAUACUGAUCAAAAUGUUUGUGUAGAUUCACAUAUAAUUCCAGCAGAUUAUCUAAAUAAAGAGUCAAGGAAGCAGAAAGUAUAUGUGAAUAACCAUGAAAACUAUCUUCUAAUAGAAGACGAUCCUAUUUCUAUUACGACGCUAUGCGAAUCACUUAAUUGCAGAAAUAAGCAUUAUCUGAGCAGUAAGGUUGCAUCCGUACGAUUCACACAUGUCAACCUUAGAAUACUGAUAGGGGUAAUAGCACACUCAGUCCUGCAGAAUGCAUUGAUUUAUAAAAACUUUAGAUCGGACUUUCUGAUAAUGCAAGCAAAGAAGGCGGUUUCUGAGAAUGUGUUAUUGAUGCACAGAUGUGGAGUGCAUGAAAAACUCGUGCUUAAUGAAAUACUGAAGCUUGUGCGAAAUAUACAACAUUUUCAAGGUUACAAGAUUGAUAUUGUGGAGACAGAAAAGAAGCUAACGUCGCUUCUGUUUAGCAUAAAAGGGAAUGCGGAUGCAAUUGGACGUGAUGCUGUUCUUGAGAUAAAAGUAUCAAAAGCGUUGAGAGCAGAAAAUCGUGCACAGGUGAUACUUUACUCAUUAAUGCUAAGUGAGAAGACAGGAAAUAGCUUUGCACCUUAUAUCUACUACAUUCCAUCUAAAGAGCUUGUGGAUGUAAAGAUCAAGCACCGUGAGGUAAGAAGUCUGCUCAACAUGAGGAAUAGGAUUUCUUUAGAGCGUGGCUUGCAGAAGUGUGUUUGUAAUGAUGAAGAGUGUAGAAUUCUUGGUGAGAUAAGUGCUCUGGACGAUUUACAUUUUUUGAAAAGACAGUUGAAUGCAAUUGAUGAGGAGGAAUCAAAAAGCGUUGGGACAAUGAUUCCAAUAUCAUUGAGAUAUCAGAGCACAACCAUUGUAGGAUUAGAAACCGAAGAAAGCUUUAUAAUUCCAAGAUGCAUCCACUUGAGCAUAUUCAGCAAGGACAUGGUUAGAAUUUCAAGAGGAGUUGUGGAAGGAGUUGAAGGAAAUAAUAUGCUUGUUAGACUAAGUGAUGAUAUUAGACUAAACAAGGAGAAGAUGUAUGCAUCUUUUGGAGAUACUAAUGUGUUUUUUAAGUUUAUGCGAUUUUCUCUUAUGCAUGUUGCAUAUCCACGAUAUUGCACUUCUGAAGUAUUGAAUGGGUUUUGCCUUUCUAUGGAGAAGUCAGGAUUGGAUAUUAAUGCAAGUAAUAUUAUCGAUUUUAGCAUUAAUGACAAAUCCAAUCGAUGUCUUGAUAAAGCUUAUAAUGAAGAUGUAUCUGAGGAGUUUAAUAGUUUUGCAUUUUAUUCAGAGGAUGAUGAAAAACAAAAUGGUAAAAUUGAAGCGGAAACCAAUAGACAGGGCAUCUGUACUAUUAGCAUGGACAUAGCUUCGUCUGCAUAUAUUCAGACCAACAUAAAAAAAAUAGUCCAUACAAACCACAAACAAGAGAUGGUUUUUGAAGAUAGCCAGAUCGACACUGAAAAGAUAUGCAUACCUGAGAAAUACAAGCAUGAGUUUCUAAAGCUUAAUGAUGAUCAGCGUUCUGCAUUAUUUCUUUCGUUGAAUUGCAAAAACUAUAGGAUUAUUCAUGGGAUGCCAGGAACAGGCAAGAGUAUGCUGAUAACCUUGAUGAUCAAAAUACUUGUUCAUUGUAAGAAGAAGGUUCUUCUUGUAUGCUAUACGAACCUUGCUCUGAGAAAUAUUGUAGAAAAACUAAAAGGAGUCAAUGCAUAUAUGGCAGGAAAGGAGGAUAUGCAGUUUGAAAAUACAGACGAUGCCAAGAUGUUUUUUGAUAAUAUAGAGCUUGUAUGUGGAACUUGUUUUUCAUUUUCCGACCCGGUCUAUGUAUGCAGGAAGUUUGACUUCUGUGUGAUUGAUGAAGGCUCACAAAUGCACUUACUUCUAGCGUUGAUCCCUGUAAGCAUAUCUGAACGAUUUGUGAUAGUUGGCGACCAUUUGCAGUUGAAACCUCUUUCCAAGAGUUCUAAGGAGCUUAGCCUGUCUCUUUUUGAAUAUCUGCUUGGUAAUGAAUACUCGAAGCUGAGAGUUCAGUAUAGAAUGGGUAAGGAAAUAAUGAGAUUAUCGAACACACUUUUCUAUGGGAAUCAACUACGUGGAGGAGAGCGUCCUUCGAGAGUAGAGUUUCUUAAUACGGAGUAUGUAGACAUUGUAGUACUGGUUUCUUCGCUUUCGAAGUGCACAAUUCUUUGCUACUUUAAUGCGCAGGCUGAUAUGAUCAGAAAGCACACAUCUUGUACUGUUGAGACGGUUGAUAGAUUUCAAGGAAGUGAAGACGACAAGGUGGUUGUUGUUUUUGAUCCUGUGUCCUGCUGUGAGGUAAUGGAAAGCAGCGAACGGUUGAAUGUUGCACUUACAAGAGCAAAGAAGCAUUUGGUUCUUGUGGGAAAUAGAAGCAAAAUGGCUGAAGUGGAGAUACUCAAAAAAUUACUCGACAUCUUAUGA